GUAAAAUGAGGUUGGAAACUUGAUGAGCUGGCGUGGCUGUGCGGCGCAUGACAUUAGCGUGGCGCUUGCGGCCCGAAUCUCUGCAACUUCCUGGUCUUUCCGGGCGCUCGGCUGUGCGCUGUCAUCUGUCACACAACAGGCGUCUCACUCUGCAGAAGUCGCGAACAAGCAGUCAAAAGAUCAUGUUGACGGGAAAGACGUGGCUUGACGAGAGCAAGCGCUGUUGACAGCGAGAUGCGGGGCACCUGCAGCAGGCCAAAUCCGCCAGGCUGAACACCACAGCUUCGACAGUACAGCCACUUCUUAUUGUUAAAGUCGCUAUCCUCGUACCUGGCUGUACAGCGGUGACUAUCUCGGUGUUGGUCAAGUGACAUGACAUACGCAGUAUUCGAGCGCGCACAGAAUGACUCUGGAAGGCAGCAGCAACACUUCGGCGCGGCAGUUGCGUCAGCUGGACAUUGAGCGAAAUCGUCAGUUCUCUCAUCCCUCGAUUGACUCCGGUCGCGAAGAAAUACGCCUUGUCCGCAUCUGUCCGGGUACAUUUCCAGACCCAAUUCAUGCUGAAAUGAGAGGUACGACGGCCUUCUACGAAUACACGUACACGGCUCUCUCAUAUCAGUGGGGAGAGACUACAGUGGAGGACGAUGUUACACAAAUCCUCCUGAAUGAUCAAAUCUUCUGGGUGCGAAGGAACCUCUGGGAGUUUCUCAAUCGAGUCCGAGUCGAUCCUUUACUCUACCCUCGUCUAUUCUGGAUUGACGCGAUUUGCAUCAACCAGAAUGCAGACGACAACACGGAGAAGAGCCUGCAGGUUGGUAUGAUGGAUCGAAUCUAUGGCAAUGCGCAUAAGGUGAUAUGCUGGCUUGGUGAGCCUCCUACAAGCUUGGAGGGAGACUUGAGGGAUCUUCGAAAAUACCUUAUCGAAGAAACGACCGCGGACAAGGAAGUUUGUGCAUUGCGAGGUUUGAAGUAUCUGAUGCACCGACCAUAUUGGACAAGGAUGUGGAUCGUGCAAGAGGUGGUACUUGCGCGUCGAGUCACACUCAUGUGCGGUGGAUUUUACUACGACUGGGCUCGAGUGUUGGAUCUUUGGGAUGAUCAACAUGAAGAGCCGGGCCUUGACGACUUUCAUUUGAACCUGGCUGAGAAAGAGCGUGCUGUACUGCAGUAUACAGGAAAGCUUGACAAGAUGCAGACGCCGAAAUCACAGUCAUUUUUCGUAUCCAUGGUUGAUUGGGGAAGAGCUGAGGACGUCAUCCGUUGGAGUCGACGCCUGGACCCGUAUCGUCGCCGGCCAAACAUCGAUAUCUGGAAGCCUGGAUUCGAUUUGAUCGAAACACUCAACGCUUUCCAGAAUCAAGAAUGCACAAACCCUCUUGACCGGCUUUAUGGUCUGUUGGGCCUUUCCAAGGAGAAGAUUUGUACACCAGAUUACAGCAAGAGCCUCGUGGAUUUGUAUGCAGACGUCAUGCGACACGUGCUCGGACAAACCGUACGAAGCGGAAACGAGAACGACGAGACCUAUGGCGUGCCUGUACCCCUACUUUGUGCUGGCUCCACCAAUGGUUGCGGUGCAAGGCUAUGUUCACCUUUUUGCUUUGUGCAACACUAUCUGAGAGUUCCAGACGACGACGUACAGGAAGCUCAGAAAAUGAUCGAUCUCAGAUUAGUGAGUCAGCAUGGCUUUGACUGGAAGGCUACUCAUCCAUGGAUUGUUGUGCGACGAAGUCAUCAAGCAAACCAGGGCUCACAUCAAUUAGACGUUGUAGAAUGAUUGUUUUGCUAUGCGUCGCAAAGAACAAGCUCGAUUGCUAAGAAAAUACUGAGCGUCUUCAACACGGCAA
Messenger RNA from Macroventuria anomochaeta, 1844 nucleotides. RefSeq names its product HET-domain-containing protein. The record is from RefSeq and is a predicted model, not a curated record. Lineage: Eukaryota; Fungi; Ascomycota; Dothideomycetes; Pleosporales; Didymellaceae. The transcript has a single exon. The coding region runs from base 404 to 1774 and encodes 456 amino acids.